CGCCUGCCGCCCCCCUUCGGCGGAGGGUGGAGGCGCCCUGGGCGGAGGUAAUCAGGCUGACAGAUUGAGAGGGCGGUGCUGCUCCUGGCUGGGGCGCUGACCAAUCCGGGAGCCACCUGCUGUCCCCUGUGGGCGGCGGCAGGGACACCGCAUGGGGUCAUCUCAAGACCCUUGCCAGGACCGGGCUCAGGAGGGCUGCCUUCCCUGUACCCACCUGUCUUACCAAGCUCCUCCUGCCGCUGGCCUCUGCCCGGAGGAGAGACUCAAGUCAUUUUGGAUUACGGCCACUCCUCCUCUGUGACCUCAACUGAAUUACAUCUGCAAAGACUAUUUCCAAAUAAGGCUACAGUCACAGGGAGCAGACGCAGUGGACCUUGGGUGAGUGAGUUCUACACAACAGGCUGAGCGUGAUGAAUGGCCACGCCUCUCCUCCUCUUGAUGUCCUGGUCACCAACAGCACUGACCCGGCCAUCGUCCCCAAGACCAUGAAGGCCGUGCCGGAAACCAGCACCCCUUCUGGGCCUCCGUCUGCCCAGCCUAAGAGCAUCGCUGGGGUGUAUGUGGAGGCCUCCGGCCAGGAACAGAGUCUCUACGCUGCCAUGAAGCAAGGCCUCCUGCCCGUUGAGCUUGGGCUGGCUCUGCUGGAGGCCCAGGCGGCCACCGGGGGCCUCGUGGACCCCACGCAAGGCCGGUUCCUCCCUGUGUCCGAGGCCCUGCAGCGGGGCCUGGUGGGCCUGGAGCUAAAGGAGAAGCUGCUGGUGGCCGAGCGCGCAGUCACUGGGUACCCUGACCCCUACGGUGGCGGGAAGCUGGCACUUUUCCAGGCCAUCGGGAAGGAGGUGGUAGACGGAGCGCUGGGGUGGGGCUGGCUGGAGGCCCAGCUGGCCACGGGGGGCUUGGUGGAUCCCAUUCGGGGUACACGGGUGGCCCCGGAGCCGGCCUGUCAGCAGGGUCUCCUGGACCAGGACACGUGGCGUGGCCUGUCUGAGCGCAAGCCCAGCCCCAGUGCCCCCGGCUUCCUGGACCCCAACACCCUGGAGCGGCUGUCGUAUCGCGAGCUGCUGGGCCGGUGUGUGAGAGCCCCUGGCACAGGGUUGGCGCUGCUGCCCCUCAAGACCACCUUCCCCACCCUGAGUGGGGCAGUGAGCUUGGCCGAGCUGCUAGAGGUGGGGGUCCUGGAUGACGAGGCCGCCCGGGGCCUUCGGGAAGGCAGGCUGGCGGCCCGAGAGGUGAGCGCGCGGGCUGACGUGAGGCGCUACCUGCAGGGCACCGGCAGCAUCGCGGGGGCUGUCCUGCUGCCCGCGGGCCACAAGAAGAGCUUCUUCCGGGCCGUCAGCGAGCACCUGCUCCCCAUGGGCACCGCGCUCCCGCUCCUGGAGGCUCAGGCCGCCACCGGCACACUGGUGGACCCGGCCACCGGCCGGCGGCUCCGGGUGGACGAGGCGGUCAGGUCGGGCCUGGUCGGCCCAGAGCUCCACAGGCAGCUCCUGGUGGCGGAAGAGGCGGUGACGGGGUACCAUGACCCCUUCAGCGGCGCCCGAGUGCCCCUCUUCCAGGCCAUGAAGAAGGAGCUGGUGGACAGGCCUCUGGCUCUGCGACUCCUAGAUGCCCAGCUGGCCACAGGUGGGCUGGUAUGUCCGGCCCGCAGGCUCCGGCUGCCCCCGGAGGCCGCCCUGCGCUUCAGAUGCCUGGACCAAGAGACUCAGCAGUGUCUGUCCCGGGCCACCAGCUUCUGGGACCCCAACACACAGGAGAGCGUGGGCUACGGGCAGCUACUGGCCCGCUGCGUCACCGACCCAGAAACAGGACUGGCCUUCCUCCCCCUCUCAGGGGGCCCCCUUGGAGAGGAGCCACGAGGACUCCCGUUCAUUGACCACAGCACCCGGGAGGCCUUGAGUGAGGCCAUGACCACCGUCGCCGUGGGCGAGUUCCAGGGCCGGCCCGCAUCACUCUGGGACCUGCUCUUCUCUGAGCCCAUCCCUGCGCAGCAGCGGGCGGCACUGGCCCAGCGCCACAAGGAAGGCGCCAUCUCGGGGGAGGAACUGGCAGCUGCGCUGAGGGCCACCCUUGAGCAGGCUGCAGCCACGGCCAAGACCACCUUUGCCGGCCUGAGGGUGCCCGUGGCCCCAGGAGAGCUGCUGAGAGCGGAGAUCAUCGACCAGGACACGUACGAGCGGCUGGAGCGAGGGCAGACCACAGCCCAGGAGGUGGGCAGGCUGGGCUCGGUGCACAGGUUCCUGCAGGGCACCGGCGGCAUCGCAGGCCUGCUGCUGCCGGGCUCCCAGGAGCGGCUCGCCGUCUACGAGGCUCGAGGGAGGGGGCUCCUCAGGCACGGCACGGCCCUCAUCCUCCUGGAGGCACAGGCGGCCACGGGCUUCAUUCUCGACCCGAAGGAAAACAAGAGAUAUUCUGUGGAGGAGGCACUGAGGGCUGGCCUCGUAGGGCCUGACGUGUUUGCAAAGCUGCUGUCGGCCGAGCGCGCCGUCACCGGCUACAAGGAUCCCUACACCGGGGAGCAGAUCUCCCUCUUCCAGGCCAUGAAGAAGGACCUCAUCGUGCGGGAGCACGGCAUCCGCCUGCUGGAGGCCCAGAUCGCCACGGGCGGCAUCAUCGACCCGGUGCACAGCCACCGCCUGCCCGUGGACGUGGCCUACCGGCGCGGCUACUUCGACGAGGAGAUGAACCGCGUCCUGGCGGACCCGAGCGACGACACCAAGGGCUUCUUCGACCCCAACACGCACGAGAACCUCACCUACCUGCAGCUGCUGGAGCGCUGCGUGGAGGACCCCGAGACGGGCCUGCGCCUGCUGCCCCUGAACGGCACCCAGCCCCCGCUCGUGGACGGCACCACCCGGCAGGCCUUCCAGAGCCUGCUGCUGUCGGGGAAGUUCGGGCGUUUCCAGGGGCGGAGAGUUUCCGCAUGGGAGCUGGUCAACUCAGAAUGCUUCAGCGAGGACCAGAGGAGGCAGCUCCUGCGGAGGUACCAGCAGCACAGCAUCUCCCUGGAGCAGGUGGCGCAGUGGCUGGAGAGGGAGAUGCGGAGGUGGGCGGACAUCACGCUGCCCGGGCUGCGGGGCCCGGUCACGGCCUACCAGCUCCUGGAGGCCCGUAUCAUCGACCAGGAGCUCCUGGACCGGGUGCUGGAGGGGGCGGUCAGCCCCGAAGCCCUCCUCCACAUGGACUGCGUCCGGAGGUACCUACGCGGCUCUGGUGCCCUCGGCGGCGUGCUGCUGGGACCCGCCAGCCGGCGGCUCAGCCUGUACGAGGCCAUGAGGCAGAAGGUCCUGGGGCCAGGGGUGGCCCUCGCCCUGCUGGAGGCCCAGGCGGCCACUGGAGCCAUCGUGGACCCCCACAGUCUGGAGACCCUGUCGGUGGAUGAGGCCGUGCGCAGGAAGCUGGUGGGGCCAGAGCUGUAUCGCCAGCUGAGACGGGCUGAGGACGCUGUCACCGGCUUCCGAGAUCCCUUCUCUGGGAAGUGGGUGUCCCUGUUCCAGGCCAUGAAGAAGGGCCUCAUCCCUGAGGAGCAGGCCGCCCGCCUCCUGGAUGCCCAGCUGGCCACAGGGGGGGUCAUUGACCCCACAGGCCACUACCACCUCCCCAUGCCCGUGGCCGCCCAGCGGGGCUACAUAGACCAGGAGAUGGAGGAGGCCUUGUCCAGCUCAUCCGAGACCUUCCCCACACCGGACGGCCGGGGAUGCACCAGCUAUGCCCGGCUGCUGGAGCAGUGUCUGAGGGAUGAGGCUUCUGGCCUUUACUUCCUGCCCCUGCCCGAACACGCUCCGGCCAUCCCCACCGACAAGCAGGUGCAGGAGACCCUACAGGCGGCGCAGGGGACUGAGGACGGCACGUCCCUCUGGGAGCUGCUGGGCUCUGGCCACUUCACCGAGGAGCAGCGGAACAGUUUCGUGCAGGACUUCAGGCUGGGGAGGAUCGCCUUGCAGCAGCUGCAGGCAGCUGUGCACAAGCAGGUGCGGGAGGCGGAACUCCUGGCACGGGCUCACGUCACAGUGCCCGGCCCCAGGGGUGAGGUUCCCGCCGUCUGGCUGCGUGACGCCGGCAUCAUCACCGCGGAGACCCUGGCGGCCCUGGCUCGGGGCACGCGGUCGCCCGCGGAGGUCGCUGAGGAGCCCAGCGUGAAGGCCCGUCUGUGGGGGACGGGCUGCGUAGCAGGCCUGCUGUUGCAGCCAUCGGGGACCAAGGCCAGCAUCGGCCAGGCCAUGAGGGACGGCCUCAUACCCGAGGGCCUGGGGCGAAGGCUGCUGGAGGCCCAAGUGGCAUGUGGCUCCCUCAUUGACCCUCUGACCAGCCAGAGACUGUCUGUGGAAGGCGCAGUGAAGGCGGGCCUGGUGGGCGGGGCACUGAGCGAGCAGCUCCAGCAGGCCGAGAGGGCCGUGGCUGGGUACACCGACCCCUACACAGGAGGCUCCCUCUCACUGUGGCAGGCCGUGGAGAAGGGGCUGGUGCCCCGAAGGGAGGGCCUCCGGCUCCUACAGGUGCAGCUGGCCACGGGGGGCGCGGUGGACCCCGUGCACGGGGUGCACCUGCCCCAGGAGGCAGCCUGCAGGUUUGGCCUCCUGGAUGAGCAGGUCAGCUGGGUGCUGACCUCAAAAGACGAGGACAACAAGUUCUUCUUCGACCCCAGCACGCGAGACAAGGUGACGUACAUGCAGCUCAAGGAGGGCUGUGUCUCCGACAGGGACACCGGCCUCUGGCUGCUGCCGCUCGCCCAGGACACGGUGCUCGAAGUGGAUGAGCACACGGUGCUGGCCCUGAGGGCCACGAAGGUACCUGUCAGCACCGGGAGGUUCAAAGGUCUCCGCGUGUCACUGUGGGACCUGCUGCACUCCGAGUACGUCGGCGUCCACAAGCGGCGAGAGCUGGCGGCACUCUGCCAGUCCGGGAGGGCCACAGCCAUGCGGCAGGUGGCUACGGCAGUCACCACCCUGGUCGAGGCUGCAGAGACACAGCCCUCACGGGCCACCUUUAGAGGACUCCGGAAGCAGGUGUCAGCCAACGACUUGUUCAGGUCCCAGCUCAUCAACAAGGAGACACUGGACGAGCUGAAUCAGGGGAGAAAGACUGUGCAGGAGGUGAAAGAGAUGGACAGUGUGAAGCGGUACCUGGAGGGAAGCAAUUUCAUUGCCGGGGUCCUCGUCCAGGGCACGAAGGAGAAGAUGAGCAUCUCCGAGGCCCUAAGGAGGCAUAUCCUGCGGCCGGGCACGGCCCUGGUGCUGCUGGAGGCGCAGGCGGCCACCGGCUUCCUCAUCGACCCUGUGCGCAACCAGAGGCUGACUGUGGAGGAGGCGUUCGCAUCAGGGAUGUUUGGCAGGGAAACCUACCAGAAGCUGCUGGCGGCCGAGCGCGCCGUCACCGGCUACACCGACCCCUACACCGGGGAGCAGAUCUCCCUCUUCCAGGCCAUGAAGAAGGACCUCAUCGUGCGGGAGCACGGCAUCCGCCUGCUGGAGGCCCAGAUCGCCACGGGCGGCAUCAUCGACCCGGUGCACAGCCACCGCCUGCCCGUGGACGUGGCCUACCGGCGCGGCUACUUCGACGAGGAGAUGAACCGCGUCCUGGCGGACCCGAGCGACGACACCAAGGGCUUCUUCGACCCCAACACGCACGAGAAUCUCACCUACCUGCAGCUGCUUCGCCGCUGCGUGGAGGACCCCGAGACGGGGCUGUACAUGUUACAAAUUGUAAAGAAAGGAAAGACCUACGUUUAUAUCGAUGAAACCACAAAACAAGUCCUACAGUCCAGAACUACAGAAAUGCACGUGGGGAGGUUUGCCAAUCAGAAAGUCUCCUUCUGGGACCUGCUUUCCUCCCAGUACUUUCCAGAGGAAAGGAAGCGGGAACUCGUCCAGGAGUAUAGAGCCCAGAAUCUACCCCUCGAGCGGCUGCUGGAGCUCAUCACGGCUACCGUGGAGGAAACAGAAAAGCAGUACGAGGCGAUCCAGGUGCCAGGCAUCGGUGGGCAGGUGACAGCUGCGGAGUUGUUCAACUCUGGAAUCAUCGAUAAAAGGACCCUGGAUGUACUGCACAGAGAGGCACGGGGUGAGCAGGAUCUCAGCCGGUUGGCACAUGUGAAGACCUACCUGGAAGGUCAUGGCUGCAUCGCGGGGGUGACUAUGCCCUCCACCCAAGAGGUGAUGAGCCUGUACGACGCCAGCAGGAAAGGACUCAUCCCCAUGGGCUUUGCGGCUCAGCUGCUGGAGGCCCAGGCAGCCACUGGGUUCAUGCUGGAUCCCUGCAGCCAUAGGAGGCUCUCUGUGCAACAGGCCGUGGCUGAGGGCCUGGUGGGUGAGGACAUGCAGGAAAGGCUUCUGGACGCCCAGAAGGCCGCCCAAGGCUACACAGACCCGGUCACGGGAGACAAAGUCCCGCUAUUCCAGGCCAUGAAAAAGAACUUAGUCAGAAGAGAGGACGCGCUCAGACUGCUUGAGGCACAGGAGGCCACAGGGGGUAUCAUCGACCCACAGCACCACCACCGCCUGCCUGUGGAUGUGGCCUACAGACGGGGGUGUCUACACCAGGACACCUACCCGCUCAUUUCAGAUCAGAAGCACAUGAAUAAAAGGUUUGUGGAUCCAAACACUCAGGAGAGGGUCACCUACCGACAACUGCAGGAAAGGAGCCAAAAGGAAGCAGGGACAGGCUGGGCGCUCUUCCCGGUGGUCAAGGACCAACAGAAGCCUGCCUACAUCGAUGAGCCAACGAGGAGGGCCCUGGAGGCUGAGCAGGUGGACGUGCAGGUGGGAAGGUUCAAGGACCAGAAGCCAUCGCUGUGGGAGAUCCUGAACUCAGAAUACGUGACGGAGGAGAGAAAGCUCGACUUGAUAGGUGAAUACAAAAAAGGCACGGCCCAAGCGUUACAGAAGGUAGUAAACAUCAUCUUAGGAAUAAUCGAUGAGAGGGAAAAAGACAACAAACAAUUGUGGUUCCCAGGGAUCAGAAAACAAAUCACAGCUUCCGAACUGUUCGACUCUGGAAUCAUCACCCAGGAGAUGCUAGAGGACAUGGUCAAGGGGGCCAGCACCUCAGAUGUCAUCGGCGAAAAAGAACAGGUCAAACGCUACCUGCAGGGCACGAGCUGCAUCGCGGGCGUGCUGGUGCCCGCCAAGGACGAGCCCGGGCGGCAGGAGAAGAUGAGCAUCUACCAGGCCAUGUGGAAGGGCGUCCUGCGGCCCGGCACGGCCCUGGUGCUGCUGGAGGCGCAGGCGGCCACCGGCUUCGUCAUCGACCCCGUGCGCAACCAGAGGCUGUCCGUGGAGGAGGCGGUGGCGGCAGGCGUGGUGGGCGGCGAGAUCCAGGAGAAGCUGCUGUCGGCCGAGCGCGCCGUCACCGGCUACACCGACCCCUACACCGGGGAGCAGAUCUCCCUCUUCCAGGCCAUGAAGAAGGACCUCAUCGUGCGGGAGCACGGCAUCCGCCUGCUGGAGGCCCAGAUCGCCACGGGCGGCAUCAUCGACCCGGUGCACAGCCACCGCCUGCCCGUGGACGUGGCCUACCGGCGCGGCUACUUCGACGAGGAGAUGAACCGCGUCCUGGCGGACCCGAGCGACGACACCAAGGGCUUCUUCGACCCCAACACGCACGAGAACCUCACCUACGUGCAGCUGCUUCGCCGCUGCGUGCAGGACCCCGGCACCGGGCUCUACAUGCUGCAGCUGGCCGGCCGGGGCUCCGCCGUGCACGAGCUGAGCGAGGAGCUGCGCGGCGCCCUGCGUGAGGCCCGCGUGACCCCGGACGCGGGCGCCCUCCGGGGCCAGAGCGUCUCCGUCUGGGAGCUCCUCUUCUACCGGGAGGUGCCCGAGGGCCUGAGGCAGGACCUGCUGCGCAGGUACCGGGCGGGCACGCUGACCGCGCGGGAGGUGGGGGCCGCCCUCACCCCGCUGCUGGCCCGUGCCGAGGACGGGAGCCCACGCCCGGCGCCCCCGGACCCUCGGGGGGCCCUGCGUGCCGCCACCAUGGAGGUCAAGGUGGGCCGCCUGCACGGGCCGGCGGUGCCCGUGUGGGACGUGCUGGCGUCCAGCUACGUGAGCGGCGUUACGCGCGAGCACCUGCUGGCCGGCUUCGGCGCGGGGACGCUGGGCCUGCCCGCGCUGACCCGCAGGCUGACCACCAUCAUCGAGGAGGCGGAGGCGGCCGGCGGGGCCGAGGGCGCGUCGGGGGACGCCGCCCGCGGCCAGCGGGAGCCCCGGUCCCCCGGGCGUGGCGACGGCGACGCGGGCCCCUCCCCGGCCGGGGCCGACGCCGAGCCCGCCGGUGGCCUCCAGGAGCGGGCCCUGCGUGCCGCCACCAUGGAGGUGCGCGCCGGGCAGUUCGGGGGCCAGCGCCCCUCCGUGUGGGACGUCCUCUUCUCCUCCUACCUGAGCCAGGCCCGCCGGGACGAGCUCCUGGCCCAGCACGCGGCCGGCGCCCUGGCCGUGCCCGCCCUCAUCGCCGUCCUCACCCAGGCCAUCGAGGAGGCGGAGGAGCGGCUGAGCAAGGCGUCCUUCCCGGGCCUGAGGCGCCAGGUGUCCGCGUCCGAGCUGCACACGUCCGGGAUCCUGGGCCCCGAGACCCUGCGGGACCUGGCCCAGGGCACCAAGACCCUGCAGGAGGUGACAGAGAUGGACUCGGUCAGACGCUACCUGCAGGGCACGAGCUGCAUCGCGGGCGUGCUGGUGCCCGCCAAGGACGAGCCCGGGCGGCAGGAGAAGAUGAGCAUCUACCAGGCCAUGUGGAAGGGCGUCCUGCGGCCCGGCACGGCCCUGGUGCUGCUGGAGGCGCAGGCGGCCACCGGCUUCGUCAUCGACCCCGUGCGCAACCAGAGGCUGUCCGUGGAGGAGGCGGUGGCGGCGGGCGUGGUGGGCGGCGAGAUCCAGGAGAAGCUGCUGUCGGCCGAGCGCGCCGUCACCGGCUACAAGGAUCCCUACACCGGGGAGCAGAUCUCCCUCUUCCAGGCCAUGAAGAAGGACCUCAUCGUGCGGGAGCACGGCAUCCGCCUGCUGGAGGCCCAGAUCGCCACGGGCGGCAUCAUCGACCCGGUGCACAGCCACCGCCUGCCCGUGGACGUGGCCUACCGGCGCGGCUACUUCGACGAGGAGAUGAACCGCGUCCUGGCGGACCCGAGCGACGACACCAAGGGCUUCUUCGACCCCAACACGCACGAGAACCUCACCUACGUGCAGCUGCUUCGCCGCUGCGUGCAGGACCCCGGCACCGGGCUCUACAUGCUGCAGCUGGCCGGCCGGGGCUCCGCCGUGCACGAGCUGAGCGAGGAGCUGCGCGGCGCCCUGCGUGAGGCCCGCGUGACCCCGGACGCGGGCGCCCUCCGGGGCCAGAGCGUCUCCGUCUGGGAGCUCCUCUUCUACCGGGAGGUGCCCGAGGGCCUGAGGCAGGACCUGCUGCGCAGGUACCGGGCGGGCACGCUGACCGCGCGGGAGGUGGGGGCCGCCCUCACCCCGCUGCUGGCCCGUGCCGAGGACGGGAGCCCACGCCCGGCGCCCCCGGACCCUCGGGGGGCCCUGCGUGCCGCCACCAUGGAGGUCAAGGUGGGCCGCCUGCGCGGGCCGGCGGUGCCCGUGUGGGACGUGCUGGCGUCCAGCUACGUGAGCGGCGUUACGCGCGAGCACCUGCUGGCCGGCUUCGGCGCGGGGACGCUGGGCCUGCCCGCGCUGACCCGCAGGCUGACCACCAUCAUCGAGGAGGCGGAGGCGGCCGGCGGGGCCGAGGGCGCGUCGGGGGACGCCGCCCGCGGCCAGCGGGAGCCCCGGUCCCCCGGGCGUGGCGACGGCGACGCGGGCCCCUCCCCGGCCGGGGCCGACGCCGAGCCCGCCGGUGGCCUCCAGGAGCGGGCCCUGCGUGCCGCCACCAUGGAGGUGCGUGCCGGGCAGUUCGGGGGCCAGCGCCCCUCCGUGUGGGACGUCCUCUUCUCCUCCUACCUGAGCCAGGCCCGCCGGGACGAGCUCCUGGCCCAGCACGCGGCCGGCGCCCUGGCCGUGCCCGCCCUCAUCGCCGUCCUCACCCAGGCCAUCGAGGAGGCGGAGGAGCGGCUGAGCAAGGCGUCCUUCCCGGGCCUGAGGCGCCAGGUGUCCGCGUCCGAGCUGCACACGUCCGGGAUCCUGGGCCCCGAGACCCUGCGGGACCUGGCCCAGGGCACCAAGACCCUGCAGGAGGUGACAGAGAUGGACUCGGUCAGACGCUACCUGCAGGGCACGAGCUGCAUCGCGGGCGUGCUGGUGCCCGCCAAGGACGAGCCCGGGCGGCAGGAGAAGAUGAGCAUCUACCAGGCCAUGUGGAAGGGCGUCCUGCGGCCCGGCACGGCCCUGGUGCUGCUGGAGGCGCAGGCGGCCACCGGCUUCCUCAUCGACCCUGUGCGCAACCAGAGGCUGUCCGUGGAGGAGGCGGUGGCGGCGGGCGUGGUGGGCGGCGAGAUCCAGGAGAAGCUGCUGUCGGCCGAGCGCGCCGUCACCGGCUACACCGACCCCUACACCGGGGAGCAGAUCUCCCUCUUCCAGGCCAUGAAGAAGGACCUCAUCGUGCGGGAGCACGGCAUCCGCCUGCUGGAGGCCCAGAUCGCCACGGGCGGCAUCAUCGACCCGGUGCACAGCCACCGCCUGCCCGUGGACGUGGCCUACCGGCGCGGCUACUUCGACGAGGAGAUGAACCGCGUCCUGGCGGACCCGAGCGACGACACCAAGGGCUUCUUCGACCCCAACACACACGAGAACCUCACCUACGUGCAGCUGCUUCGCCGCUGCGUGCAGGACCCCGGCACCGGGCUCUACAUGCUGCAGCUGGCCGGCCGGGGCUCCGCCGUGCACGAGCUGAGCGAGGAGCUGCGCGGCGCCCUGCGUGAGGCCCGCGUGACCCCGGACGCGGGCGCCCUCCGGGGCCAGAGCGUCUCCGUCUGGGAGCUCCUCUUCUACCGGGAGGUGCCCGAGGGCCUGAGGCAGGACCUGCUGCGCAGGUACCGGGCGGGCACGCUGACCGCGCGGGAGGUGGGGGCCGCCCUCACCCCGCUGCUGGCCCGUGCCGAGGACGGGAGCCCACGCCCGGCGCCCCCGGACCCUCGGGGGGCCCUGCGUGCCGCCACCAUGGAGGUCAAGGUGGGCCGCCUGCGCGGGCCGGCGGUGCCCGUGUGGGACGUGCUGGCGUCCAGCUACGUGAGCGGCGUUACGCGCGAGCACCUGCUGGCCGGCUUCGGCGCGGGGACGCUGGGCCUGCCCGCGCUGACCCGCAGGCUGACCACCAUCAUCGAGGAGGCGGAGGCGGCCGGUGGGGCCGAGGGCGCGUCGGGGGACGCCGCCCGCGGCCAGCGGGAGCCCCGGUCCCCCGGGCGUGGCGACGGCGACGCGGGCCCCUCCCCGGCCGGGGCCGACGCCGAGCCCGCCGGUGGCCUCCAGGAGCGGGCCCUGCGUGCCGCCACCAUGGAGGUGCGUGCCGGGCAGUUCGGGGGCCAGCGCCCCUCCGUGUGGGACGUCCUCUUCUCCUCCUACCUGAGCCAGGCCCGCCGGGACGAGCUCCUGGCCCAGCACGCGGCCGGCGCCCUGGCCGUGCCCGCCCUCAUCGCCGUCCUCACCCAGGCCAUCGAGGAGGCGGAGGAGCGGCUGAGCAAGGCGUCCUUCCCGGGCCUGAGGCGCCAGGUGUCCGCGUCCGAGCUGCACACGUCCGGGAUCCUGGGCCCCGAGACCCUGCGGGACCUGGCCCAGGGCACCAAGACCCUGCAGGAGGUGACAGAGAUGGACUCGGUCAGACGCUACCUGCAGGGCACGAGCUGCAUCGCGGGCGUGCUGGUGCCCGCCAAGGACGAGCCCGGGCGGCAGGAGAAGAUGAGCAUCUACCAGGCCAUGUGGAAGGGCGUCCUGCGGCCCGGCACGGCCCUGGUGCUGCUGGAGGCGCAGGCGGCCACCGGCUUCGUCAUCGACCCCGUGCGCAACCAGAGGCUGUCCGUGGAGGAGGCGGUGGCGGCGGGCGUGGUGGGCGGCGAGAUCCAGGAGAAGCUGCUGUCGGCCGAGCGCGCCGUCACCGGCUACACCGACCCCUACACCGGGGAGCAGAUCUCCCUCUUCCAGGCCAUGAAGAAGGACCUCAUCGUGCGGGAGCACGGCAUCCGCCUGCUGGAGGCCCAGAUCGCCACGGGCGGCAUCAUCGACCCGGUGCACAGCCACCGCCUGCCCGUGGACGUGGCCUACCGGCGCGGCUACUUCGACGAGGAGAUGAACCGCGUCCUGGCGGACCCGAGCGACGACACCAAGGGCUUCUUCGACCCCAACACGCACGAGAACCUCACCUACGUGCAGCUGCUUCGCCGCUGCGUGCAGGACCCCGGCACCGGGCUCUACAUGCUGCAGCUGGCCGGCCGGGGCUCCGCCGUGCACGAGCUGAGCGAGGAGCUGCGCGGCGCCCUGCGUGAGGCCCGCGUGACCCCGGACGCGGGCGCCCUCCGGGGCCAGAGCGUCUCCGUCUGGGAGCUCCUCUUCUACCGGGAGGUGCCCGAGGGCCUGAGGCAGGACCUGCUGCGCAGGUACCGGGCGGGCACGCUGACCGCGCGGGAGGUGGGGGCCGCCCUCACCCCGCUGCUGGCCCGUGCCGAGGACGGGAGCCCACGCCCGGCGCCCCCGGACCCUCGGGGGGCCCUGCGUGCCGCCACCAUGGAGGUCAAGGUGGGCCGCCUGCGCGGGCCGGCGGUGCCCGUGUGGGACGUGCUGGCGUCCAGCUACGUGAGCGGCGUUACGCGCGAGCACCUGCUGGCCGGCUUCGGCGCGGGGACGCUGGGCCUGCCCGCGCUGACCCGCAGGCUGACCACCAUCAUCGAGGAGGCGGAGGCGGCCGGCGGGGCCGAGGGCGCGUCGGGGGACGCCGCCCGCGGCCAGCGGGAGCCCCGGUCCCCCGGGCGUGGCGACGGCGACGCGGGCCCCUCCCCGGCCGGGGCCGACGCCGAGCCCGCCGGUGGCCUCCAGGAGCGGGCCCUGCGUGCCGCCACCAUGGAGGUGCGCGCCGGGCAGUUCGGGGGCCAGCGCCCCUCCGUGUGGGACGUCCUCUUCUCCUCCUACCUGAGCCAGGCCCGCCGGGACGAGCUCCUGGCCCAGCACGCGGCCGGCGCCCUGGCCGUGCCCGCCCUCAUCGCCGUCCUCACCCAGGCCAUCGAGGAGGCGGAGGAGCGGCUGAGCAAGGCGUCCUUCCCGGGCCUGAGGCGCCAGGUGUCCGCGUCCGAGCUGCACACGUCCGGGAUCCUGGGCCCCGAGACCCUGCGGGACCUGGCCCAGGGCACCAAGACCCUGCAGGAGGUGACAGAGAUGGACUCGGUCAGACGCUACCUGCAGGGCACGAGCUGCAUCGCGGGCGUGCUGGUGCCCGCCAAGGACGAGCCCGGGCGGCAGGAGAAGAUGAGCAUCUACCAGGCCAUGUGGAAGGGCGUCCUGCGGCCCGGCACGGCCCUGGUGCUGCUGGAGGCGCAGGCGGCCACCGGCUUCGUCAUCGACCCCGUGCGCAACCAGAGGCUGUCCGUGGAGGAGGCGGUGGCGGCGGGCGUGGUGGGCGGCGAGAUCCAGGAGAAGCUGCUGUCGGCCGAGCGCGCCGUCACCGGCUACACCGACCCCUACACCGGGGAGCAGAUCUCCCUCUUCCAGGCCAUGAAGAAGGACCUCAUCGUGCGGGAGCACGGCAUCCGCCUGCUGGAGGCCCAGAUCGCCACGGGCGGCAUCAUCGACCCGGUGCACAGCCACCGCCUGCCCGUGGACGUGGCCUACCGGCGCGGCUACUUCGACGAGGAGAUGAACCGCGUCCUGGCGGACCCGAGCGACGACACCAAGGGCUUCUUCGACCCCAACACGCACGAGAACCUCACCUACCUGCAGCUGCUGGAGAGAGCUACUGCUGACCCUGAGAGUGGACUGUUAUUUAUGUCUCUGAGUGGAGUUUGAAUGGCCGUUCUCCUUGUUGCUAUGUAGAGAUAUGAAAGCAUGUGUCAUUAAUUCAAAAUUCUAGGUAUAUUCCACUUAAUUGUCUUUCUUUUGUCACUCGUGCUAUAUAUGUAUCUGGUAAGGUACCCCAAAUUUUUAUCAUCCCCCUAGUUCCCCCACAUCCCAUUUUGUGCGGAAAAUAACAUAACCCCCACUUCUCAUACCGGUCUGCACAUCUCCCCGUUUUCUCACUUGUGAGUUUUUAGUGUGUUUGUGUCUUUUGGAUGGAUGUUGAGACAUUCUGUGUUAAACUGUGUUGCAGUAAUAGUUAAAAUAGUUAAAAAUUUUC
Prionailurus viverrinus (fishing cat) is the source of this 14241-nucleotide messenger RNA. RefSeq names its product epiplakin 1 (gene EPPK1). Gene Ontology annotation, molecular function: structural molecule activity; keratin filament binding. The transcript has 3 exons. Gene Ontology annotation, biological process: wound healing; intermediate filament bundle assembly. NCBI's taxonomy places the organism in Eukaryota, Metazoa, Chordata, Mammalia, Carnivora, Felidae. The record is from RefSeq and is a predicted model, not a curated record. Gene Ontology annotation, cellular component: keratin filament; cytoskeleton; cytoplasm. Bases 411 to 13913 code for a protein of 4500 amino acids.